Molecule: messenger RNA, 663 nt
Organism: Kwoniella shivajii
Lineage: Eukaryota; Fungi; Basidiomycota; Tremellomycetes; Tremellales; Cryptococcaceae
Exons: 1
Coding region: 1-663 (220 amino acids)
Source: RefSeq, a predicted model, not a curated record
AUGCCUACAACCUUUCAAGGCUCCCAAGCUAAUGCUCCACAUUCAACAGCACUCAUGGACCAGCAGAUUGCUCAACCACAACAACAACAACAACAAGGAUAUAGAUCUCACAAUAUUAUUCCUUCUAGUGCAUCUCGAUCACAGCCUAUUCAAGGCAGGUUCAGCAAUCCAUACGUACACCUUGGUACAAUGCCCGAUCCAAAAUCGAGAAAUGACCAAACGCCCAAUCAGUACCACACCAGCACUCAUGGUAACACCAUCCCUUCUGAAAAUAGUAUUUAUGGCAUUACGGAUCCAUCAUAUCGAAAGUUCGACAACCCUAGCUUUGGCCAACGCUCAGGUCCAACUGCUGACUAUCCCAAAGACAAUCCAUCUGCUCAAUCUUUGUCACCGUAUGCGCAAUAUUCCCGAACGGAGACUUUCAACCAGAAUCGAUCGUGUGAAGCGUCAUUCCCCCAUCAGACCCAUGACGGCCGAUCUCAAAGUCCUUCUCGCUCACAGCUAACCAGCAAUAUCCACUGCGAUGCGACUUUCAAGUAUUAUAGAGUCGAUCAAGGCACUGGGCAGAGGACAAUUGUCGGGUCUAUGACCAUGACCGGUCUGGAUGGCGAUACUGCACAAGAGUGCGAGACCAAGCUUCAACACUCGUUACAUGGAACGUAA